This is a messenger RNA of Bubalus bubalis (water buffalo), 1707 nucleotides long. Its product is annotated as RNA-binding protein EWS-like. Gene Ontology annotation, cellular component: nucleus. Gene Ontology annotation, biological process: regulation of DNA-templated transcription. The record is from RefSeq and is a predicted model, not a curated record. Gene Ontology annotation, molecular function: transcription coregulator activity; RNA binding. Lineage: Eukaryota; Metazoa; Chordata; Mammalia; Artiodactyla; Bovidae.
AUGACUAGCCCUGACCCUGACUCACUACGAAAGGAAGGAGAGAAAAGGGCGUCCAUGGAUUAUAGUACAUACAGCCAAGCUGCAGCCCAGCAGGGCUACAGGGCUUACGCCGCCCAGCCCGCUCAAGGAUAUGCACAGACCACCCAGCAGGCAUAUGGGCAGCAAAGUUAUGGAACCUAUGGACAGCCCGCUGAUGUCAGCUACACCCAGGCGCAGACCACUGCAACCUACGGGCAGACCGCCUAUGCAACUUCUUAUGGACAGCCUCCCACUGGAUAUUCUACUCCAACUGCCCCCCAGGCAUACAGUCAGCCUGUCCAGGGGUACGGCACUGGGGCUUACGACACCACCACUGCUACGGUUACUACCACCCAGGCCUCCUAUGCAGCUCAGUCUGCAUAUGGCGCUCAGCCCGCUCACCCGGCGUAUGGACAGCAGCCAGCAGCCACCGCGCCUGCAAGACCGCAGGAUGGUAACAAACCCGCUGAGACUAGUCAACCUCAAUCUAGCACAGGGGGUUACAACCAGCCCAGCCUAGGAUAUGGACAGAGUAACUACAGUUAUCCCCAGGUGCCUGGGAGCUACCCCAUGCAGCUGGUCUCAGCACCACCAUCCUAUCCUUCUACCAGCUACUCCUCUACGCAGCCGACUAGUUAUGAUCAGAGCAGUUACUCCCAGCAGAACACCUACGGGCAGCCGAGCAGCUAUGGACAGCAGAGUAGCUAUGGUCAACAAAGCAGCUAUGGGCAGCAGCCACCCACUAGUUACUCCCCCCCCAAGACUGGAUCCUACAGCCAGGCUCCAAGUCAAUAUAGUCAACAGAGCAGCAGCUACGGGCAGCAGAGACCCAUGGAUGAAGGACCAGACCUUGAUUUAGGCCCACCUGUAGAUCCAGAUGAAGACUCUGACAACAGUGCCAUUUACGGGCAAGGCCUGAACGACAGUGUGACUCUCGAUGACCUGGUGGACUUCUUUAAGCAGUGCGGAGUCGUUAAGAUGAACAAGAGGACUGGACAACCCAUGAUCCAUAUUCACUUGGACAAGGAAACAGGAAAGCCCAAAGGUGACGCUACGGUGUCUUACGAAGACCCAGCAACUGCCAAAGCUGCUGUCGAGUGGUUUGAUGGGAAAGAUUUCCAAGGGAGCACACUUAAAGUGUCUCUUGCUCGGAAGAAGCCGCCCAUGAACAGCAUGCGGGGAGGGAUGCCGCCGCGCGAGGGCAGGGGGAUGCCGCCGCUGCUCCGAGGAGGUCCAGGGGGCCCAGGAGGUCCUGGAGGACCCAUGGGGCGCAUGGGAGGCCGUGGAGGAGACAGAGGCGGCUUCCCACCAAGAGGGCCCCGCGGUUCCCGGGGGAACCCGUCUGGAGGAGGAAACGUGCAGCACCGAGCUGGAGCCUGGCCGUGCCCCAACCCGGGCUGUGGGAACCAGAACUUCGCCUGGAGAACAGGGUGCAACCAGUGUAAGGCCCCAAAGCCUGAAGGCUUCCUCCCACCGCCUUUCCCGCCCCCGGGCGGUGACCGCGGCAGAGGUGGCCCUGGAGGCAUGCGGGGAGGAAGAGUGGCCUCAUGGACCGCGGUGGCCCUGGUGGAAUGUUCAGAGGCAGCCGUGGUGGAGACAGAGGUGGCUUCCGUGGCGGCCGGGGCAUGGACCGUGGUGGCUUUGGUGGUGGAAGACGAGGUGGCCCUGGGGGACCCCCUGGACCACUGA